AGUUUAACAGCGCUUAGCGCGCCAGAAUCAAGUUCAGUCGCGCCGCAAACGCGUUGCGGAAAUGUUUUGUUGUGAGCAUCGUCGGCAACAGCAACAGCAACACAGCAGAGCCAACGCACGCACCUUUUGUACGCACCUUUAUGCGCUGCUCCUUCGGCAGCCUUACAAAAGUAAACACAAGAAUUAAACGCGAUAAAAAUUACUACAAAAAAAAUAAAAAAGCCAACAAAAAUCAACGGUUAAUUGCAAAAACAAAUCAGCUGCUCUCUCGCUCUCUCUCGCUCUUUGCUGGAAGACGUCAUGAAGACGCCGGCGCUGCCGCUGACAUCGCUGCUGGUGGCGCUGCUGCUGAGCCAGCGACUGGCGCCGAGCGCUGGCUCCGCGGUGCUCAUCUCGGAUAUGACCAUGACCAUGAUGGUGGAGCUCUCGUCGCGUCAUCCGUUCUGCAAGAUGCACACGGAUCGGGGCGACAUUCAGCGCAUGUUGCUGCAAUCGGAUCCGCGUCGCAUACGGCAGGUGCCGCGCGAGUCUGUCGUGGAGCUGGAGGAGGUGUGCCGGCGUCAGGGCUCCUAUGGGCAUGAGUUUCGCGGCGGGCUCGGCUUCAUAUAUCCGGGCACAAAGUGGUGCGGCCCGGGCACAGCAGCAACCAGCUACGAUGAUCUUGGGCAGCAUGCGCGCGAGGAUCGCUGUUGUCGCGAGCACGACAUGUGCCCGGAUGUGCUCAACGUGGGCGACUGCCGGCGCGGCCUGUGCAAUCGCGGCACCUUCACCCGCUCCCAUUGCGAUUGCGAUGCACGGUUCCGGCGCUGUCUGCAGGCGGCCAACACGGAGACGGCCAACACGCUGGGCGCCAUCUUCUACAAUGUGGUGCAGGUGACCUGCUUCCAGGAGCGCAGCCCCUGCUCGGCGCACCAAAGUCUCACGGUCUCUUGUUGUCUCUUCUCACCCAGAGCCGGCUACAAUCAGACGGAGCAGGAGGCCAUCUGCGCCCAGUGGCAGUAUCAGCCCUCGGAGAAGUAUGUGCCCAGCCAGCCGCGCACCUCGUAGAUGUCGCCAUAGCUGACCGACCUGCAAGUCUACAAAUCUACCAAGCAAAGCAAUUUGGCUAUAGCAAUCAGUUUAACCCGAAUCCCAAUGCAAGCAGCUGUUUACCUGACAAAAAAAAAAAAAACCAAAACCUAAAACAAAACAGAAACCGGUGCCAAAAAAAAUGGGCUAAAGUGAAGCCGCAGCGCUGAGCGCAGAAAAUAUAUUUUCAUAUAAUAAAAACAUACAAUAUACUAUAUAUAUAUAUAUAUAUAUAUAUAUCCAGGAUCUGAGUGCGAAUAAAACUUCAAGCUUACUUAUCAGAAGUUGGCAUAUUUAAA
Molecule: messenger RNA, 1367 nt
Organism: Drosophila virilis
Lineage: Eukaryota; Metazoa; Arthropoda; Insecta; Diptera; Drosophilidae
Product: acidic phospholipase A2 PA4
Biological process (GO): arachidonate secretion; phospholipid metabolic process
Source: RefSeq, a predicted model, not a curated record